CCAACCAAUCACAGGCUUUGGAGGGCUUCUCGAAGCUCACAACACGGAAGUGCGGAAAACUGAAUCCACAUCGCCAUUACGGAUUUGUUUGUUCGAGUUGUGGAGUUAGAAAACUGUCGCCAAACCUUUUGGGAUUUUUACUAUCACACUUUUUUCAUGCGUCGUCGCUGCUUUUUCUCAUGGCGGUCACACCGAAGAAUGUCGAAUUCGAGUCCGUGUGUAGUUCACAGUCCGUGUCGGAGACCAGCCCUCAUGACCCCGCGGAGACGCCGCACCAGAAGCUCAGCGCCUCCCUCAAGGAGCGUCUGAAGAGGUCACGGCGCUCCUUCACCUCGCCAUUCCGCGCGGCCAAGCGCCUUUGUGUGGACGAGGAAGACGGCCAAGCGCUCGCAACAGAUUCCCAGACGACGUAUAACAACACAAACGCUCCACUCGUCAGCUCGCCCGCUGACAUCAAGGGGCAGGAAGCCAGACCGAGGGGUGAAAGGUUCUCCGGGACGAGUCCUGGACCUUCUGAAGACUUGGCACAACAAAGGGAGCGACUCAGCCGGGAGGUGAAGGACAGGACGGAGACGUUGCGUCGACUUAAGAUGGUGAAGAUGUACAGAAGCAAGAACGACCUGGGCCAGCUCCAGACCUUGGUGGACAAGUGGCGGAGCUGUGCCCAGGAGGCGCUCUAUCAGCUCCAGUCGGACGUCCCGGUGGACGGACGCAAGGCCAGUCUCUCCGAGCUCAUCGACCUCUUCGGACUGGAUGAGAACAUUCUGCACUUUGACCGCACGGAAGAUGACUUCCUAAACAGGAUCUCAAAACACACAUUAGAUGGACGAAGAAACCUCUAAAGUCCAGUUUGGGCACUACCAAUUGUUCACUUUUUGAAACAAAAAGGACAUAAGGGCAAUACAAACUUGUCACAGGGUGUAAAGGUCCCUAUUAAGACCAGACAUACAAGUGUAAAAAUAAGUGGAGCAAUACUAUUUUUCAAAGGCUAGUCCGUUUGUAAUAAAUAUCAAGUUUUGUAAGUUUAAAUAUGUUGAAAUUUCCAACUUUAGAGGUUUCUCUGCAUGGUUAAAUUCCAAAUGAUUCUACAGGGAAAAAAAAGUUUAAAUAUAUUGAACUCUUUAUUUGUUGCAGCUGCUCCAUUUCCACCAUUUGUUCACUUUUUGAAACAAAAAGGAAAUAAAGACAAUAUAAACUUGUCACAGGGUGUAAAGGUCCCUAUUAAUACCAGAUGUAAAAGUGUAAUAAAUAUCAAGUUUUGUUAGUUUAGAGGUGUUUUUCCCCAAAAUAUGUUCACAUUUCCAACUUUAGAAGUUUCUCUGCAUGGUUCAAUUCCAAAUUAUUCUACAGGAAAAAAUUUUU
Messenger RNA from Entelurus aequoreus (snake pipefish), 1362 nucleotides. RefSeq names its product SWI5-dependent homologous recombination repair protein 1 (gene sfr1). The record is from RefSeq and is a predicted model, not a curated record. Gene Ontology annotation, biological process: positive regulation of DNA-templated transcription; double-strand break repair via homologous recombination. Gene Ontology annotation, cellular component: Swi5-Sfr1 complex. Bases 180 to 842 code for a protein of 220 amino acids. The transcript has 3 exons. NCBI's taxonomy places the organism in Eukaryota, Metazoa, Chordata, Actinopteri, Syngnathiformes, Syngnathidae.